GUUCUCUCAUUCACUAUGGAGGAAAAACGUUCUCCCGUUCUAGUUCAUAGCGAAAUCACACUAUGACCUUUCCUCCCUGGUUCAUAGUCCACGCUUUCUCUCUGCAGUGCGAAUAUGGGAGACAAAAAGAUACUUAGCAUUGGUUUGGUGUGUUUGGAUAUCAUUAAUGUUGUGGAAAAAUACCCGGAAGAAGAUACUGAUACCAGGUGUUUGUCACAGAGAUGGCAGAGGGGAGGAAACGCGUCAAACACGUGCACAGUUCUGUCUCUGCUUGGAACCCCGUGUGCAUUUAUGGGGUCUUUAGCUCCUGGACCAGUAGCUGAUUUCAUCGUGGGGGAUUUUGCACGGCGUGGGGUGGACAUUUCUGGUGUGGCUUGGCAGCAGAGGGGUGAGACCCCGUGUGCCUGUUGUGUGGUGUGUCCUGCCACUGGCUCCCGCACUGUCGUGCUCUCAGACACAAACUUGCCAGAUGUUUCUGUAGAGGACUUUUCAAAGGUGGACCUCAGCCAAUACAAGUGGAUCCACUGGGAGGGCCGUAAUGCUGAAGAACAAGUGAAGAUGAUUGAGACGGUGAGAGAGUAUAACAGCAAACAGGAGGAGAAAAACAGAAUCACAAUCUCUGUGGAAAUAGAGAAGACCAGGGAACCCCUCUACCAGUUGUUUCCUCAUGGUGAUGUGGUCUUUGUUAGUAAGGAUGUGGCAAGACACUUUGGGUUUGAUUCAGCCUCUGCUGCACUGAAGGGCUUCAGCAGUCGUAUAAGGAAGGGGGCUACCCUCAUUUGUGCCUGGGCAGAAAAUGGAGCUGAUGCCAUGGGUCCUGAUGGCGUUGUCACCCAUUCAGAUGCAUUCCCACCCGAGAAGCUGGUAGAUACACUUGGAGCAGGAGAUACAUUUAAUGCUUCUGUAAUCUAUUCACUGUCAAACGGGGGCGGCCUACAGGAUGCACUCACAUUUGGCUGCCAGAUUGCAGGCAAAAAAUGCGGUGUCCAUGGAUAUGAUGGAAUUGUUCAGUGAACGUGGUGGAGAGGUGCACAUCUGGAAUGUACUACAGACAUGGUGCCUGUUAUGAUCUACUGAUUGUUUUAAGGCACUAAGCAUUGACAAGGCAAUAGGAAAGUCUUUAAAACACUGAUCUGCCAUAAAACUUAUGACCAAUUAUGACUGAAAGGACUAUGGGAAAGAUAAUUCAAACUAAUAAUGUUUUUGUUUUACUAAGGUUCCUGUGUAUUAGCAUUAAAAUAACAAGAGAUAGCAUAUAGCCAAAUACAUUUUAACAAUAGAAAAACAUGUAGAGAUCAAAGCCUUCUGUAUUAAAAACUUACUGAAGGGAGGAAUUAUUGACGACAGGCCGGUGACUUAAUGAAAGUUAAUAUACAUCUGAGGUGGUUAUGUGUAAACAAAGAGAAAAGAAGUUAUAUGGGAUUGUAAUGCUGUCAAAAAACUUGGAAAUAUAAUAAUUUAUCAGUGUUGGGGUAUAAGUAUUAAUGUGUGAACUUAAUUUCAAAUACUUCAGACAAGUAUGUGAUUUGUGAAUGCAAUGUACAAUUAUUUUAAAUCAAUACAAAUUUUCAUAAAGCUGCAUUGAAGGGAAAACGAGUAGGUGCAAUCAAUUUUACAGAAUUUCGUUGAUUUCUUAAGUUUCAUAGCACUUUGAUAACCGAUAAUUGUUGUUAUGAGAACUUCUGGCAUAUUGUACCCCGAUUUUAAGUGGAAAAUUGGCAAGCAUCACAGCAACAGGAGGAAGCAAAUGUAUUUGAGUUUGUAGAGAAAAAGAAAAGGAAGAGAACAUACUUUAAGUGUGUAAGGAUGAAAGACAAACAAGACAUGUGACAUUUUCCACUCAAUCUCAUUAAGACAGCUGGCCAGCACUACACUGAUUACACUGACUACCACACCUAGUGUGUAAUAACAACACACUGUCUGUCUGGCUGUCUGUUUGCAACAAUAAUGCUGAAAAUAUCCAUUUGGGGUUAUAUGGGAAAAUUAAAAUGCAUAUGAAACAUUUAACAAAGAUAAACAUAAGAGUCAGGUCCAAAAGUCUUGAGACCACAUUCAAAAUCUGGGAUUUUUUUCAUUUAAACCUAAAACAGAAUUUACAGUAAAAAACAAACAAAAAAAAAACUGUUAAAUGAUAAAAGUUACUGAUAUUCUGCACUAUUUCUAGGUCAAGUGUAAUCAAUUUUGUGACUAUGCUACUCUGUAUAAAAGGUCAGAUUUCUUUGCUUCCAUUGGAGCACACAAGAUGCUCUUUGGAUCAUUCUCAAAUUAUGCUGGAUAACAUGGAUCAUCAGGUUUUAAACAAACUUGUGUAAUUUAUGCCAGCUCAAGUGCAUGCAUGCUGCCAUUAAAAGAGGGACAUACCAGUAGUAAUAAAUUCUGAAAUUUAAAUUUUUGCUCAAACUGUUAUUUUGUAUUAAAUUAGAAAAAUGCAAUAAGAAUUUUAACAAGUUGACUCAGACUUUUGGACUCCACUGCAUGCUUGGCAUUCCAUACAGGCUAGAUCUAGGGUCAUUAAAGUAAUACAUGCAAAAAUACAGUAUUAUUAAGAAACUGAAAGAAAACAAAAUGAAAAAAAAAAAAACAUGGAAACACUAAAACUCCUCAUGGUGGUACAGAUGAGACAGAUGGGAGGAGGUUCACUCGCCAACGCUUUGUCUAGACACCAGUGGCUUAACAAACAGAAGGCUUUAUUCCAUAAACUACAUCCCAGUAUGACUAUUGAUGGACACCCAGAAAUGUUGUUCUUUCCAUUAAAUCACAAGCCAAUUUCCAAAUGACUUCUCUGGCUUGCAAAGUGGAAAAUUGUAUGCAUUGUACACUCCUCUCCUCAAUCACACCGUUUCUGUACACAUGCCUCUAAAAAUAAUUAUUACAAAAGGGAAACAGUUGGUCUUUUCCAUUCAGAAAACAUGCUUUCAAUCACGUUUUGCUUUUACAAAUGAUCCGGCAGCUCGUGUAGUUUUUCCAUGUCGAAUAGAAAAUAGACACAGACGGCAGCAAAACCUGCAGGUCUUGCACCAUCAAUCACUGAAUGGAAUUCUAUUCAACAAAAUCACGGUUCUUGAGUACCAGAAAACUUUCUGUUGUGCUUGGGACAAUGAACAGUAGUCUGUGUAAUGUUUUGCACAGUGCCAGUGUGAAAUUUGUUGCUAUGUCUUGUUGUAAUCCGGUACGCCACCUGAUGAAAUUGCAAAACCAAGCUCAGGGGAGAUUACAUUGUGUAAAAUUAAAUAUCUUUAUUUGAAACACGUGUUGCCAACAUACACACACAAGGUAACAGGUUAAACCAUAAGGGGGACCUAUAGAAUCUCACAAUUGGUCUACACCGGACGCAUCCAUUGACGCGACACAACGGCUUGAGGCCAUCUCGAUUGAAAGCAUCGAAGCGAAUGUUCGGAAUGAUGUGCAGAAAGCACGGACCAAUCAGCUGUUAGUGCGCAUAGACUUCAGCAGCUGUUAAAUGGGUGAAUAACUAGUUAUAUCCUACUUUAUUUUCAAUGGUAAUCCACUAGUAUAAACAUUUACUUACUAUAUAAUUAUUAUUGUAAUGAUGUUGUUGCUAAAACUGCGUAUACCUGUACAUGUGAUUUUAAACAAAAGAUUAAUUAAAUUAGUAGACCAGAAAUAUCACAAGCUGGCUUUAAAGGUGCUGUUAGUGAUUUUAGCCAUUCUGGAACUCUCUAGCUAGACCACUAGCUCUUUCCAAAACACCGCCCUCCAAAAAUAGUGUUGAGACCGACACCGAACAGUAGAGCAGUGCGUCUUCUCACUGUUGUCAAACACAACAGUAGCAAAAUAGUGCCUGAAUAUGCCGUUAAAACUAAAUGAAUCGCUUCAACUACUACAUUAUGAGAAUGUGCAAAACUAUUGACAGGCAGAAAGCACAUCAGAAUCUUCUGACUCGCUCAAGGAAUGUGAAGCGGCCCACGGACACAUUUUUGUUUGCUGUUUACACAGUCUA
Molecule: messenger RNA, 3961 nt
Organism: Myxocyprinus asiaticus (Chinese sucker)
Lineage: Eukaryota; Metazoa; Chordata; Actinopteri; Cypriniformes; Catostomidae
Gene: khk
Product: ketohexokinase
Exons: 8
Coding region: 115-1014 (299 amino acids)
Biological process (GO): fructose metabolic process
Molecular function (GO): ketohexokinase activity
Source: RefSeq, a predicted model, not a curated record